Jaminaea rosea is the source of this 1089-nucleotide messenger RNA. RefSeq names its product putative guanine nucleotide-binding protein alpha-2 subunit. Gene Ontology annotation, molecular function: GTP binding; G-protein beta/gamma-subunit complex binding; G protein-coupled receptor binding. NCBI's taxonomy places the organism in Eukaryota, Fungi, Basidiomycota, Exobasidiomycetes, Microstromatales. Gene Ontology annotation, cellular component: heterotrimeric G-protein complex. The record is from RefSeq and is a predicted model, not a curated record. The coding region runs from base 1 to 1089 and encodes 362 amino acids. Gene Ontology annotation, biological process: G protein-coupled receptor signaling pathway. The transcript has 5 exons.
AUGGGCGCCUGCUGCUCAUCCGCAACGACCGCUGCGGAUGGUAUCGGGGCAGGCUCCUCGGACGUAGCCAGGAGCAGAGAGCUCGACAGACUCAUCAAGGACGAUGAGAGACGGCAAGCGAGAGAGGUCAAGCUUCUGCUGCUGGGGGCUGGAGAGUCGGGCAAGUCGACAAUCCUCAAGUCCAUGCGUCUGAUCCACAGCAUCGAUUUCACUGUUCAAGAGAGGGAAAGCUAUCGUCGGCAAGUCUUCCAGAACGUCUGCACCGGGAUGAAGCAGCUGCUCGAGAUCAUGGAGGAGCUUGAGCAGAAGCUAGAGCACAGAGACUAUGAGUUGUUCUUCUCACUCUUCGUCACUCUGCCGGACAUUGCUGAAGGAGAGGCCUUUCCAGCAUCUUACCUCGAGCCUCUACAGCUCCUGUGGAAAGACACGGGCGUGCAAGAAGCUCACAGCAGAGGGCCCGAGUUUGCCUUGCCCGACAACCUCCCGUACUUCUACGCCCAGCUUGAUCGUCUCUUCGAUCGCGACUACAUGCCGACAGACGCCGACAUCCUUCACUGCAGGAACAAGACGACGGGAAUCAUCGAGACGAUCUUUCCAUUGAGGGAGCACGUAUACCGCAUUUUUGACGUCGGCGGUCAACGCUCGGAGCGCAAGAAGUGGAUCCACUGCUUCGAAAAUGUCACGGCCGUCCUCUUCAUCGUCGCCCUCAGCGGGUAUGACUGCUGCCUCGUUGAAGAUCAACGCUCCAACCAGAUGUACGAAGCUCUCAUGCUUUUUGACUCGAUCUGCAACAGCAAGUGGUUUCUGCGCACCUCCUUCAUCCUCUUCCUCAACAAGGUGGACAUCUUCGAGGACAAAGCAAGCAAGUCUCCCAUCCGUGUCUGGUUUCCGGACUACGAGGGUGAGGACGGAGACAUCGAGGCAGCAAAGUCGUACAUUCGGACGAGGUUCUUGCAGCUGAACAGAUCGCAAACCAAGGACGUGUACUGCAGCUUCACCAACGCGACGGACCCAGCACUGCUCAAGAUCGUCAUGGCGUCGGUAACCGACACCAUUUUGACACGGUCACUGCGCGAUAAUCUCCUGUAA